AUGUUGACAGAAUUUUUCGGUACUUUUGUUUGCUGAUUUCUGUGUGUUAAUUUGGAGGCUAACAACCUCAUUCGUUCAUCAUUCUUGUAAACUAGGCGGCGGAUUUACAGUUAUCCUGGCUUUAGUUGUUCGACCAACCAACUCGCGAGAGGGUAGGCCGUGUAUGACGAAGCUUUACGUUAAUACAAGAUGGACCCUAAACAUAAGAAGUUACUGAGGAUGAACCGUGUUGAGUUGGCCCGCAGCAUAUGUGCUGAAGAUGUUUUAGAAGGAUUAGUAAACCGGUUGAUAUACACUUCAAGAAAAAUGGAGGACAUUCUGUCGAAGGGGAGCAAACAAAGGGUUGUGAACUUCCUUCUUAAUGACAUUGAGACGCGUGGACCUAAAGCUUUCAAAGCCUUUGCAGAAUCACUAGUAGAAGCAGGUGUCCCUCACCUGGCUGAAAAAUUAAGCCCUGGUAUUUCACGCACUGUGAUAACUGACUACGACCAAUAUGCUACCUAUAGUUCAGAAACACCUAUGACUCAGGGACAUAUAAGAACACCUAUGCCUCAGGGCCAUAUGUCAACACCUAUGCCUCCAAGCCAGGUGACAACACCUAUGGAUCAGAGCCAAUCAGCAAUGCCAAUGGAUCAAGACCAAGUACCAGUAGUGAAACAAGAGGUUGGGAAUCAAACGGCAGUGUACAUGAAAUUAGACCACAGAGCCUUCAGCAACCAGUCUGCUCAAGAAGUGAGCGAUCACCAGUUGGGUGCAAACCCAGAUGUUACUAGUAUCCCCAUGGUUUCCCAGCCGACGUCGGAUGUUUCUAUUAGUCGUGAUCCAGAAAGGGUUUAUAAGAUGGAAGCUAGUCCGCGCGGAUUUGCAGUAAUCAUCAACAACGAAAAAUUUACAAAUUUAAAACAAAGAUUGGGGACACAAUACGAUGUUCGUAAUCUGACGUAUGUGUUUAAACAGUUCAACUUUAGUGUUUCAAACCAUGAAAAUUUGACUGCAACAAGAAUGAGGAUGUUGUUUCAAGAUUUAAGUAACCUUGAUCAUUCAAAGUGUGAUUGCUUAAUUGUUUGCGUGUUAACGCAUGGAAUGCAAGGUGGUCUAUACGGCACCGAUGAGGGCAUAGUUAAUAUUGAGGAGAUCACCAAUUACUUCCACGCAAACCGAUGUCCGACGUUAGCUGGCAAGCCAAAAUUGUUUUUCCUACAAGCUUGUAGAGGAGAAAGUAUUGACAAUGGCAUUGAGUCGACAGACGGGAGUGCAAUUAUCGAUGAAAGAAACGCUCAUGCCACUGGACAAUCCUUCAACUUUUAUGCACAACCCAGUGAUGCAAGAGUAAUGACUGAUUUAAGAAAUGGCCAUCAGGAAGCGAUGGGAAUGGAUUAUAUAGAUGCCAUGCGAAAUAAACUACCUAGUCAGAGUGACAUCCUCCUAGCCUACGCAACUGUGCAAGGUUACGUGUCAUGGCGGAACUCUGAGCGGGGCUCGUGGUUUAUCCAGGCUUUGUGUGAAGUUUUGCUGGCACAUGCAAGCACAGAGGAUUUGCUCUCCAUGAUGACAAUGGUCAACCAAAAAGUUGCCCAUGCAUACGAGUCUACAAAAGGACGCCACAAGCAGAUGCCUGCUCCUGUGACAAUGUUAAGGAAGAAGCUCUACUUUUUCCCAGGAAAAUAAGUGUGAAAGAUUUUUCAUUUAAAGAAAGGAUUUUUUUUAUAUGCUAUAGACAGUCAGCAUUCUACAAAUUUCACCUAUAUAUGUAUAUAAAAUAUUUAUACAUAUAUAUAAUAUUAAAAUUUUUAUUGUAUAAUAAUUUUAUGUAAAUAUUUUAAAGUGGAAAGCUACUAAGGUUUCCAAGAAAAAUUUAAAGACCCUUGUAUUGUAUGGGAAGGUCCAACAAAUAAAUUCCAACCGGUAUCAUAUUUUUUUUUUAUUGAAAAUGAUCAAAAUGGUGGUAGCCACUGUGGAGAUCUCUAGGUCUGCGGUUCAAUUCCCAUGCUGCUUUCCUUGUGUUUCAGCUGGAGGGCUGAAAUGCAAGUUACAAUAGCGCACCAUCUUUUGGAUGAGACAAUUAAGCAGACGUUAACCAUCUAUGGCCCAUGUGCACGUUAAAGAACGCAGUACACUCUUCGGAAAAGAGUAUAGGAUUGUCUCCAGGUGUACUGCCUAAUCCUGAUGUCAUCCUGAUGAUGACAUAAUUAAUGUUGAAAUAUUGAAUCCCUAAAUGAUGGCGUGCAUUUCGAUACUUGGAGUACGUAUUAUACUAUCUUAUCUGAGAUUAAUCAGUGGACCUUUCGGUACUGCCCAAUCACCACCAGAAGGACCCCACUGGAAAUAAAUCUUCUUUUAGACUUUCGUGGGCUAUCCUUGAUGUUUACACCGAAUAAAUCUAAUCUAAUCCAAUCCAUGAUGGUUUUGUCCUUAUUAAUGGACAAUUAAAGUAGAUUAAUUUGAUGUCACCUUACAACAACCCAUGUUCAAUUAAAACUGUUCUUUCCUGCGGUCAUGCCCAUAAUUAUAAUCAAGUUGUGAUUACUAUUUGAAAAAUUAUACGAAAAAAAUAGGAAAUACGAAUGAACUUUAUUAUCUUUUAUUAUUAAUAACAAAAGAAAAGUAUCUUCAGUUAGCAAAUGCAGACAAAAAACAAAACAAAAAACUAAAAAAAUCUAUAAAAAAAUAUAUAUAUAUAUAAAAUCUAAUACUGUAAUUGUAUGUUCCACAUGAUGAUAGUAGUAUGUUCAUGUAAUUGUCACCCAUCAUUUACCCUAUUAUGUAUGUACUGUGCAAUUUAGUAACUGAUGGAGAUUGCUAAUUGGUUAAUAGAAGUCAUUUGACAAGUUCUUUUAAUAUGACUGACUGGAAUAUGAAUUCUAUUGGUGCUGUAAUUUACAGGAUUAUUUGUUACACACACUUGUUGCCAUGGUACUUCUUGCAUGUGUUAUUGGUCAUUACCAAAAGUGGGCAGCAUGCUAUAAUUGACUGUAGAGGGCGCUAAUCCAAACUGUAUAUACAAUACUGUAUUCAUGUCAGCUUAUUUAAAAUAUUUGAAAAAGUGAGCAAAAAGUGGGGCAUAAUAUUUCUGGAAUUAUUAAUUAAUAUUUAUAUCAUAUUAAACAAUCUGUCUUUGGUAAGUUGUUUAAUACAAUAUAAAUAUUAAUUGGUAAGGCACAAGUGGUAUUCAAUAUACUAUCAAAAGUGUGGAAGGCAAGAUACAUCAGCACAGUAACAUAGAUAAAGAUAUUCAACUCAAAUGUGAAACAUGGUGACACUACUGGUCAAAUAAUAAGGAAAAUUAAAGUAUUCAUUAAUAAAUGUCUCAGAAGGAUUCUCAGAAUAUGGCGGCCUGAAAAAAUAAGAAAUGAAGACCUUUGGGAAAGGACGGGACAGGAACCAGUGAAAACUGAGAUUGGCAGAAGGAAAUGGAAAUGGAUUGGUCAUGCGCCGAGGAAACCAAGAGAUAACAUAAUGAGACAAGCCCUUGCAUGGAAUCCACAAGGAAAAAGAAAUAGAGGAUGGCCAAAAAAACAAAAACACCUGGAGGAGAGAACUGGAAAAGGAGGUGAGAUUUGCUGGUUACAACUGGACAGAGGUGCAACGAAAUGCUCAGAACCGUGUAUUAUGAUGGAGACAUGUGGUUGAUGGCCUAUGCACUGCCAAGUGUAACAAGGCUUAAGUAAUUAAACAACUUAUGGUGAUUUUUGUUUACUACUUUAAUUUAAAAAAACGUUUUGUAAGGAUCGAUAAUAAAUGCAUGUUUAGUAAAACAGUAUAUGAAAAAGUAACGGCAAAAUUGGCAUCAUAUGUUACUUCCAUAUUUUUUAUAAAGUGAAUUUAUAAUAAAUCCAAUUAAAGCAAAUUUAGAAUAUAUAAUAUAUAACAGUGAACUAAUUUAAAACAUUAUGGUCAAUUUCAAUAUUUUAGUCUUUAUUGUAUUUUAUCUUUUUGUGAUUUUUUUUUUCUUGUAUUGUCUUUAUUCUUUGUAAUUUAAAUGUUUGGGACUUCUGGCUCGCCGAGUCAUAGAAGCAUUGGCUUCUUUAGAAGUCCCAGUACAUUUUUUGAGGCGUAAUGAAUAUAUUAUAUAUUUAUAAUACUUUAGAUGUCAACCAGUAGCUAGUGUAUACAGUAGAUAUUAACUAGGUUUAAUUCCUUUGGCAGAUUUUGUCAUAGUAUUACAAUAGUUAAGUGAUUUUUUUUUUUUCAAAAGAGAGAUAUGGGUGAACAUUUCUAGAAAAUGUAGAGCCACAUUAACCUGAUCUUCAGAAAAAUGGUAUACUGCUAUAGGGUGAUACGGUAGAUUAUUUACCGAUUGCAAAUAGCUUCUAUAUUGCAUUUGUUUUUGCAGACUGGCUAUGGUGCAGGAUUUUGAGGAUCAAAAUUUAGUUGUACAUACCUAUAAAUUAUGUUUAAAUUAUCUAAGAGGUUAGUUAAACACUAUUCCAACAUUUGAGUAUUUUUUAAAAGCAAACUAGGAGUGCUUCUGAUGCUUGUGUUAAGAUGCUUGCUUUCAAUCUAAGGGUCCUAAAUUUAAAUCCUGUCGAUUUUGUGGGAUUUUUUCUUACGAACAUAAAAACUCCUUCAUAUGUAUAUUACGUAUAUCAAAAAAGGAUAUCAUUAUACAGCAGAACCCCUCCUUUGGGACACCCCUAUUCAGGGGACACUUUUCCGUGAAAUGAGAGGAAUAUACCUUAACACUAUGGCCAACCCCUACUAAGGGGACUUGGACACUUUCCAAGAGUGCAAAAGGGUCAAAUCAAUACAAUUUAACCCCUAUUAAGGAAACUUGGACACCUUUUGUUUUAUCAAAACAACUACAGUAGUAUCAAAAUAGGAAAAACAUCAUUCACAUUUAUAUUUUGACAGUUUUUGAGCAGUAAACUUAACAUUAAAAACCAGAUUUUUUUCCUCUCAAUCUUUAGAAUGGACACUGGAAUAUAGUCUUGUCAAGUUUGACGAUUAACCAUCAUGAUUUCGUUUUUGUGUAUUUUCAUAUAGGAUUGUAAUCUAUACCGAACAGCCUGCACCCUAAUUUCUUAGUCAUUACUCUAUUCAAUCUCAUCUUCAAUCCAAUUUGGUCAUUAACAUUGCACUCGAAUCAGGAAAAGCUUUUUGGGAACAUAUACAACUUUUGUAGUUUUAAUUACAUAUCGUAACUUACCAUCUGUGUUACCAUUGUAUGAAAAUAUGUCAAAAGAACCCCUUAUAAGGGGGACAAUUUCACGUUUUUGGUUAGUGUCCCCAGAAUGGGGAAGCUUUGUUUGGUUCCGAAGGUGUCCCCUUAAUAAGGGAUCUACUGUGUCAUAUUUGAAAGUUUGAUUUUAAAUAUGAAAUAUGAUGGUUUGCUCAAGAAAAUAAAGUUUAAUAAGCUCUGCUAA
Messenger RNA from Anneissia japonica, 5363 nucleotides. RefSeq names its product caspase-3-like. The record is from RefSeq and is a predicted model, not a curated record. Bases 190 to 1668 code for a protein of 492 amino acids. Gene Ontology annotation, biological process: regulation of apoptotic process; proteolysis. NCBI's taxonomy places the organism in Eukaryota, Metazoa, Echinodermata, Crinoidea, Comatulida, Comatulidae. Gene Ontology annotation, molecular function: cysteine-type endopeptidase activity. The transcript has 9 exons.